GAAGUUAUCUCUGGCCAGGUUUUUGAGCCACGAUUUCAAACUACCCAAUUUUUCAGACGCUGUCAAAUUACUCCACCAUGUCCACACAAACCAAUACGACUAUAAGCAAGGAGGUUGAUGUUGAGACACCCUUUCUUACCGGUGCGCGCAAGAGUGGGAGCAGUGUGCCGUUUUGGGCGUCUUAUAUACAGUCUCGUCCUAAUCCAACCGAGGACUUCUUCCAGCUCAUUAACGAGUACCACAAGAGCCACGGUAAUAACCGUGCUGACAUUGCCCAUGAUGUUGGAACAGGACCGGGCAACAUUGCUGCCCGACUUGCCGCCUACUUUAACAACGUCGUCGGAUCAGACGUAAACGAAGAGGUGCUGGACGCCGCUCCCUCCAUCGUCCCAGCCGAGCUGCUCAACCGCAUGACCUUUAUCCAGUCGUCAGCAGAAGCUCUUUCACAGAAAACACCAGCCCACCUCGGCGGUGAGGGAACCACUGACCUUGUUGUUGUGAGCGAAUGCAUUCCUCUCUUGGAUCAUCAAACUGCACUGAAAGAAUUUAACAGAGUGCUUCGACCUGGGGGAACACUAGCCAUUUAUUUUUAUGGCCCGGCAGUUUUCGCCGAUGGUGAUGUGGACAGAUGCAACACGGCGUAUGACAAGGUCGCCACUCGCAUCUGCACCUUUAAUCAGCCCAUGAAAAAUACUCCGGGAUUUCCUAUCCACCUCCGCGCCGCCGAGGCACUAGUUAGCGAGCUGGAUAACAUCCCCCUGCUUGAAGAAGACUGGGAGAGUGUACAGCGUUACAAGUGGAACUGUGACUAUUCGCUCUUGUUCAACAGCAAGGCCGGCUUUGACUUUAACUUCUCAGCUGUGGAUCGACGAGGCAAAGCAGAUGAGACUAAAACGGCCAUUGACCGCAAUUUUUGGAGUGAAGAUUGGGGUAUUGAUAAUGUCAAGGCGUAUUUGGACUCGGUGUAUCCGAACUACCGCGUCAAGGCAGGUGACGGGUAUUCCGAGAUAGAAGUUCUCUUGGAGGAGCUGAACGUCGCCAUGGGCAAGCAGAAGAGAAAAGUCACGUUUCCAGUUGUGCUUAUCCUCGCGACGAAGAGACCCGCGCUGAAUGGCAACGCCACUCCCAAUGCUAAGAAAGUCCAGUUGUCCCUGUCCCAGAAUCAUGGUGGCAGCUACGGACGUGUCAAUGACCCUGCUCCCGAGUCCAUCGAAAUGGCAAAUAAGCUGCUGCAAAAGAACCAUGACGACUAUCACAUAUUCUGGAGAGAUCUCAACGGGCACAACCACAUGGCCCAUUCCAUCCUGACUCACUUCGCAAUCGGGGCGAACCCUGCUGAGCUGCAGCGUGCUAACGACGACGGUGUCGGUGUCCAGCGCGCUCGUCCCGACGUUGACUCGGACGUGGUCAAAGGUCUAUCUGACGACAGCAAGCUUAUGGAAAUCAUGGGUGACCUCACGCAAUACAGCAAUGCGAUUGAGUUUUUCGAGCGGCAAAUCGACCUGUACGGAUGGAGAGCUGUUCUUCACAAGUAUUGCUUCACUCGUACCUCUGUUGCCGACACGAUUCUUUCUCGGAUGUACGAGGGAGCCCAUCACCCAUUCAUUCAUCUAGGCCUUGCAGUCGAGUUUGAGCUGCCUAGCAUCACGGCUGAAGCCCUCGCUCAGGCCGUGUGUCAUCCAUUCUCCGGUAUUCCAGGCUGUCUUUUACAGACCGAUGCAGAGGCUGGAGAUCUUGAUCCCAACGCUCCACACAAGCCUCUCCUGGACUUGUACAAGGAAGCUCGCGCAAACAAAGCUAUUCUGAACGGCCCUCGAUGGGAAGACGGACCUUUUAAAAUGAGAGACGGGACCCUUGGACGAUCAAAGGCGGACAUCAUCUGUCUAGCUGCCCAGUACCGCGUCAAGCCAUCCGAGCUACAACUAAGAGCCGCCGAAGUAAUCAACUGCAGCGCUUACAUCGCAGGCGCGGCACAGCGAGCCGGGAAGACCCCAAAAAUCGACUUUUUCCACAUGCACAACGUGACCAGCUCGGUCUUCCUGACUGUCCUGGUCAACGACCCCUGGAUCAGCUUGGAAAACAAGGUGAGGCUAGUAGAGUGGAAAGGCCGAACGGAUCUCUUCUGGUAUGCUGCCUGCGGCUGCCCGCAGUACAACAUUGCCGAAAUCUUCAACUACACACCCGGUCCAAGCGCUGGCAAGGGAUGGACCGAACUAUACCAUGAUAUUUGCCAGAUGAAGGACGACGGCCACGUUGCCAAGUUUGUGCGCGCGGCCAAGAGCGCAGGCGAGGUGUGUCGGAUGUUCGAGAAGCAGGAUCCGGCUGCGUUCCCCAUGACGGGAGAAGCAUGGAUUCAGCUCGCUCGCAUGACGUACGACUCGACUCUCGGCGUUGCUGAUCCUGAGAAGUGGGUUUUUGGAGCUGGAUUCCCCGAGGCUUGGGAAAAUGUACCUGCUAGAUCACAGUCGGCGGCUGUCAAGCCUAAGAUGUUUCCCUGCCCCACCAAGGAAUAUCGCAAGUCACAAUAUGACGCUAUUGAUCCUUCUUUACCAGCUCUGUCGGCAGCUGGGAAGAACAUCGUCAUCACUGGUGGCGGCUCUGGUAUCGGCGCAGCAACUGCCCUAGGAUUUGCCCAGGCCGGAGCCGCCAGUGUCAGCAUCAUUGGUCGUAGGGGCAACAUGCUCGAAUCGACCAGGAGCAAUAUCGAAUCACUGGUUCCUGGUGCUCAUAUCCACACCUACGUCUCUGAUGUCACAGAGAAGGACCAAAUCGGCGCCACAUUCAAGAAAAUUCACGACCUUGUCGGCGAGAUCCACGUCUUGAUCAACAAUGCGGGCUACAAACCUACCGUUCCGCCAACAUCGAGCGCCAUCAAGGACCUCGACGUGGAAGAGUGGUGGCGCUGCUUCGAAGUCAACAUCAAGGGCUCGUUCCUCGCCACGCAAGCCUUCCUAAAGUACAAGUCCGACGAGGCUGUGGUGCUCUACGUGACGACGGCGCUGUCCCAUUUCACCGGCUUUCCCAACAAUUCUGCCUAUAGCUCGAGCAAAGCAGGCGCUGUGAGAGUCUUCAGCACGCUCCAAGCCGAGCAUCCCGAGCUUAGAGUGAUUUGUCUACACCCAGGAGUUGUAAAUGUUGGAGGCAAAGUCAGCGGCGCAAAGCAGGCCGGCUUAGCAGACGAUGUCUCCCUCUCUGUCGGUAGCAUGGUCUGGCUCGCUAGCCCAGAAGCCGAUUUCCUCAAGGGCAAGUAUAUCUGGGCCAAUUGGGACGUUACAGAGCUAAAAGCGAGGGCAAAGGAGAUUGCCGAAAGCGAUCUAUUUACUAUGAAAUUAGGGGGUUGGCCAUUUGACAGCAAAGCUACAAAAUCCAAUCUGACAGGCAGAUAAAGGAGCCAUGGCUGAGAUGGGCCGCGGACAAUAGUAACGUGGAAGAUGCUGCGUUUAUCGUCAGUAGGGGGAUAAGAUGAAUGGAGUUCAACUUAUUAGUCUUGAUAUUACAAUCCAUCUCCCUCUUCUUACUAGCUUUUAUGAGUUAAGUCAAGAACGCUAGCCCUCUUAAAAAAGACAACCUCAAUUGUACUCGCUAGAUUGCUGCGAUGGCCAAUGUAAAG
Messenger RNA from Trichoderma asperellum CBS 433.97, 3610 nucleotides. Its product is annotated as putative secondary metabolism biosynthetic enzyme. The record is from RefSeq and is a predicted model, not a curated record. Lineage: Eukaryota; Fungi; Ascomycota; Sordariomycetes; Hypocreales; Hypocreaceae. Gene Ontology annotation, molecular function: oxidoreductase activity; S-adenosylmethionine-dependent methyltransferase activity.